This is a messenger RNA of Pelmatolapia mariae (spotted tilapia), 1044 nucleotides long. RefSeq names its product parapinopsin a (gene parapinopsina). Lineage: Eukaryota; Metazoa; Chordata; Actinopteri; Cichliformes; Cichlidae. Gene Ontology annotation, biological process: phototransduction; G protein-coupled receptor signaling pathway; visual perception. The coding region runs from base 1 to 1044 and encodes 347 amino acids. The record is from RefSeq and is a predicted model, not a curated record. The transcript has 5 exons. Gene Ontology annotation, molecular function: G protein-coupled photoreceptor activity. Gene Ontology annotation, cellular component: photoreceptor outer segment; plasma membrane.
AUGGAGAGUGCUGUCUUCCACAGAAACUCUUCAUCAUCUAACAGCUCAGCCAACACGGAGCUCUUGUCCCGGACUGGUUACACAAUUCUGGCCGUUAUCAUGGGUGUGUUCUCUGUGGCAGGGAUCAUCCUCAAUGUCGUGGUGAUUGUGGUGACGGUGAAGCACAGACAGCUGAGGCAGCCACUCAGCUAUGCCCUGGUUAACCUAGCUGUUUGUGACCUGGGCUGUGCUGUGUUUGGAGGCCUGCCCACCACAGUAACCAGUGCCAUGGGAUACUUCAACCUGGGACGUGUGGGCUGUGUGUUAGAAGCCUUUGCUGUUUCCUUUUUCGGUAUAGCAAGUCUGUGCACAGUAGCAGUCAUUUCUGUUGAACGCUACGUAGUGGUGUGUUAUCCUAUGGGUGCGGUCCUCUUCCAGACCAGGCAUGCAGUUGCUGGAGUGGUACUGUCCUGGGUGUGGUCAUUUGUGUGGAGCACUCCACCUCUGUUCGGGUGGGGAACUUUUGAGUUGGAGGGUGUCAAAACCUCCUGUGCUCCUAAAUGGCAUAGCCGUGAUGUUGGGGACAUGUCCUACAUGAUAAUAUUCUUCUUCCUUUGCUUUGCCUUGCCCUUUUCUGUCGUCAUGGUGUCUUACUCGCGGCUUUUAUGGACUCUCCGCCAGGUGACCAAGCUGCAGGUAUCUGAAACAGGAAGCACAAGUCGUGUAGAGGUGCAGGUGGCGCGCAUGGUAGUAGUGAUGGUGCUGGCCUUCCUCGUCACCUGGCUGCCAUAUGCCGCACUUGCACUUGCUGUCAUGAUAGACUCCAGUCUAUAUGUCGACCCUGUCAUCGCUACCAUUCCUGUGUACUUUGCAAAAAGCAGCACUGUCUACAACCCCAUCAUAUACAUUUUCAUGAACAGACAGUUUCGAGGCUACACUGUUGCUGCGGUUCUGUGUGGAUGGAACCCCUGGUCCUCCGAGCCGCAAACAUCUGAGAACGAGACCACUGCUGCGUCUCUCACCAAGACCCCCAAGAAAAUUGUGCCUAAAAAAUCUUUGGAAUAG